CACGCACGCACGCACGCACGCACGCACGCACGCACGCAGAUCUUGUGCAGAAAGAAACCAUCCACACAGAUCGUCAAGAUGGAGAAUAAAAUCCCGGACUUCUCUGGAAAAUGGAAAAUGAAGUCGUCGGAAAGUUUUGAGGAGCUCUUGAAAACGCUGGGUGUGAAUGUAUUUGUGAGGAAAAUAGCCGGGGCGGCAGCCUCCAGUCCUGCAGUGGAAAUCACCCAGGAGGGGGAGAGUCUGUCCAUCAAAACAUCCACCAGCAUCCGCACAACCCAUGUCUCCUUCACUGUGGGUCAGUCUUUCAAUGAGACCACAGUAGAUGGACGCCCCUGCACGAGUUUUCCGACCUGGGAAUCGGAGAGCAAGAUCAGUUGUACGCAGACUUUACAGAAAGGCGAGGGACCCAAGACAGCCUGGACUCGAGAGCUGACUAAUGAUGGAGAGCUUAUAUUGACAAUGACAGCAGGGGAUGUUGUCUGCACCAGAGUUUAUGAAAGGGAAUGAGGACGUGACGAGGCUGUCAUACAAUACUCCUCCUUUGUGCCUCGGACAUGCGUCACGGUUCCUCAUCUUGCUCUUCCCUUUGUCUUCUGAGUGAGGCCAAUUUAGUUCCACCUGCAGAAAAUGAUUCCGUCGACAUAAUGUGUCAAUCGCUUCGGUAAUCACUUAGAAAUUUGCUUGGAUUCUUAGUUCCCCAAAUUAUUAGCCACGCAAAGUGGGGAUGGGCAUUUCAUGAAUCUUUACAAAUUUGUCUAUUUCCUUGAUCUGCUAUGGGGACACUUAACAAUCAAUGAAUUAUGAAAUAUUACUUUUGUUGAUAUGGGGAAAUCUCAGCAUCUGGAAGCUGUUAUAGCAAUGGUGGUUAUAGUUCUUUUUUUUUUUUUUUUAUCAAUUGUUAUUUCCAGUUAAGGCUGGUGUCCAAUGUGCAGGAGUUACUUUUUUGUAUCACCAAACCUGAAUGGAGUGUUGAUGUAUCAAACAAAAAGAUGACACAUUUAUUUUCAAAACCAUUGUCAAAGUUUUUUAUUAUAUAAACGUGAUCCAUUAUGCUUUUCAAAUAUAACACAGUGAUCAAAAUCCUAUUUUGCAAUGGCCAAGUCAGAGCACAACCAAUUAAAAACUGUGUUGUGAUCUGAAGUUGUGCACAGCAACUGCCCUUGGCAAAUUUGGAGCGCCAAGUCAAGAUCCGCCAUAUUGAUAGUCAUACCUAUAAAGAAAUGUACAAAGUAUUAUUCGUCUUUAUUUGCAGCGUAGUGGUCAUUUUCAUGUUUUUCAAUUACUGUAUGUAUUU
Molecule: messenger RNA, 1294 nt
Organism: Phycodurus eques (leafy seadragon)
Lineage: Eukaryota; Metazoa; Chordata; Actinopteri; Syngnathiformes; Syngnathidae
Gene: crabp2b
Product: cellular retinoic acid binding protein 2, b
Exons: 4
Coding region: 79-507 (142 amino acids)
Biological process (GO): fatty acid transport
Cellular component (GO): cytosol; nucleus
Molecular function (GO): fatty acid binding
Source: RefSeq, a predicted model, not a curated record